CAGAGGCAGCUCCGUCACACUCACGAUGGGAAAUAUGUCCAACUCCUCAGUGUUCAUCUCCACCUUAUCGAAGAGAGAAGACCUGAUUUUUGGCACGCUCUAUUCAGUCUUUGACUCACAGGGGUGACACUGCCAGGAAGAAAUUAAAAAGGCGAAGGGCCCCAGCUUGUUGGCCCCACAUCAGACGAGCAGUCGCACAAAGCUCCUGUUAUUUAUCUAGCUGGAAGGAAGUGCCUCCCUUGCUCCUUCCAGCUGGAAGGAGUGACUCUGGCCAGAUCCUGCACCCGGAGCCCAUCGCAGUCUCAUCCCAUCACUGCCCUCCUCCCAGAUGCCUCUGUAGGAUCUCAGGAAGGGGAAGGGAUCAAAUUCAACGUAAAGCAGCUCCAGAUGUGCUCACAGAGCUCUGCAGGUCCCGCGGGCUCCCCUGCUCAGCCCACGCUGGAGAGGGAAGCCUGAGCCCUUUCCACGCUCCGUAGACAUCUCCGGCAUCGUGUCCCUCUCUGGGAACUCGCUGCUCCUGCUGGUAGCCUAUCGGAAGAGGUCCAUGCUGAAGCCUGCCGAGUUCUUCAUCGUCAAUCUGGCCAUCAGUGACCUGAGCAUGACAGUGACGCUCUUCCCCUUGGCCACCUCCUCCUUCUUUGCACACAGGUGGCUGUUCAACCAGGCAGUGUGCACCCUCUAUGCCUUCUGCGGGGUCUUGUUUGGGCUCUGCAGCCUCACCAGCCUGACGGUGCUCAGCACGGUUUGCUGCCUGAAGGUCUGUUACCCAGCAUAUGGCAACAAGUUCUCGCCCUGCCAUGCCGGAGUGCUGCUGCUGUGCGUCUGGGCAUAUGCCCUGAUAUUUGCCACAGCCCCCUUGGCCGAGUGGGGCAGCUACGGCCCCGAGCCCUACGGGACAGCCUGCUGCAUCGCGUGGACAGCCUCGAGCAGGGAGGCCACACUCUACAUCCUUGCCCUCUUCAUCUUCUGCUACCUUCUUCCCUGCCUCCUCAUCCUCGUCUCCUACUCGCUGAUCCUCUGGACGGUGCGGGUGUCCCGGAGAGCCGUCAGGCAGCACACGUCCCCCCAGCGCAGAGCCCGCAGCGUGCACAGCCUGGUCAUGAAGCUGAGCGUUGCCGUGUCCUUGGGGUUUCUGGCCGCCUGGACCCCUUACGCUGUUGUUGCCCUGUGGGCAGUGCUCGGCGACGCCAGCCAGGUGCCGGCGCUGGCCUUCGUGCUGUCGGCCGUCUUUGCCAAGUCCUCCACGCUCUACAACCCCCUGGUGUACCUGCUCUUCAAGCCCAACUUCCAGAGGUUCCUCUCGAGGGACGUAGUGCUCCUCCGGGCCAUGCGCACCCUCCUCUGCUGCGGCUGCCCGCGUGCCGUGCUCCAGCCCUUCCCGUCCCCGGGCUUCGGUGACCGCCCUGGCGCUUGCAGAAACUGCAAUGACGCUUUCGAGUGUUUCCGUAACUACCCCAGGUGCUACAAACUCCCGCAGGCGCCCGGCAGCGCGGCCCGGCGUGCUCCCCUGGCAAUCCUGGCCGAUGGAGCUGCUUGCCAGCCGGCGCUGAAGAGGACGGUGCAGGUGAUGGUGCUUGUCACACGGAAGAGGUCGGGCCUGGGCGCUGCGAACGUGGUGGGGGACGCCCUGCCCUCGGACGUCAUGAAGGACCUUCUCUGAGCGCGCUGGAAGACAAACCCAAACGCAACAUUUCUCUCACCUACGUAUCCGAUGGGUCCCCAACAUGUUCUGCAGAUGAAGUGACGUGAACAUUUAAGACCAAUCUUGCCUCACCCACUGGUUUGGCUCUUGCACCUCUGAGCCUAGUCUUCACACCUGCAAAAAAAACCCCAAACAAUUAGACCCCAGUGCCUGAAAUCUGCCCAGGGCGCAAGUCCAGGGCGCAGUUUCUCCUGCAGCUUGUUCUCUGGACAUUUGGCCUUUGUUUUUCCAUCCUGGUGCUCUGACGACCAAGCAGGAACUUGGUUGUCUUAAAAACUGUGCACGGCAGGGAGGGCUGGAGACCAGGAGGCCCUGAGAGGUGCCCUGGCUCCGGCACCACCUCCUACAGCCCCCGCUGACCACGUCCUUUCCCGUCGGGGAGCAGGACCAGGCCGCUCAGCUACCUCACUUGGGAUUAUGAAGCAUCUUUAUAUACCUCUCAAGAGACUAUUCUGUGCAGGCUGCGCUACCCCACUCCCCCAACUUGAACACAAACCCACCACUGUCCUACAGAUCGAAAUGGGAGCUUUAGAGUAAGGAUUUGGGGUUAAAAUAAUCCCAGUGGCAGCAAUAGCAGUCCCAGGUCGUGCUGCCCAGGCAGGGAAUGGCGAGUCUGUGGCUGAGCACCGUCCUGGGGCCCGGGCUCGGCCCUAGGGUGUCUCCCGGUGGCUGGGGCGACGGGGCAGCUCGUGCCGCCUGCAGUGCUGCGCAGGGGCAGCAGCAGCCCACGGGCCUGCGGUCGGAGAUCGGAGCGGGCAGUUCGCCCGCGGGGAGGGUCUGGGGUGAAAAGCACGGAGAAGCUGCGAAGGGGCCCGAUGCAAAUCCACCAGUAGAGAGUCCCCAGGUUACCCGCUGUGGCAGACGCGGGGUGGGCCUGCAGGCGCCUGUCUCCGGUGGCGUGCUGGCAGCCUCGUGGUGAGGGUCCUCCCAUCCCGCCCCCAGCACCGCGCCGCUCGCGUGCCCAGCCUUUGGGCAUGGCGGGAGCUGGUUUUACUUUGCAGGGGGCGAAUAACGUGGCCGGGGUUAUGCCCAAAAAAUUAAAAGAUGCACUCAAGGUGAUGGGAAGAGUCAGUAGCAGAGGAGGGAAAGGCGCUGCCCCCAGCACCCCGCCGGCCAGUUACUCGUGGGAGCGCUUUACGCCGUCGCUGGUUAACAAAAACCACGCCACAACCCAUCGCCAAAGCUGCAGCGUUGAGUCGUGGGCAUGCGAAAUGGGAAGGGUGAACUGUCUCUGCACCGAGUGCUGGGAAGCAGCCACUGCCCCCGGUGCCGUCGCUGGCUGCGCUCUGCCUGCCCGCUCUGCCUGUAAGCCGACCCUGAGACACCCCCCCGCUCUCCAGACACAGAUACUGCUAUUUUUAGCAGUUGCUCCCUGAACCGGGAUGUAUCACUGCCUUUUCUUAGCACAGCUACAGCAGCCUCCUCUUCUGAGGACACGGAGCACUUCACAAAACACCGGCUAGCUGCAGGGGCGAGCAGAGAUACGGGGGGGCGGGGGUGUUCCCCGGGGGAGCAGACAGCAGAUGCCCACCACCGGUCAUUUAAGCAACCCAGGCAUUAAAAACAGGAGCUGGGCUUUUUGGCAUGGACGUUACGGCCCAAUUCCAGCGAGCGCUGCGGUGGGGAAGGUGGCGGCCGCGUGCGUGCAGAGGCACCCGGCGAAGCGGCGAAGGGUGCUGGGGUGCGGGCGGUCCUGCCCCUGCUUCAGCUGGCCGCUGCUGCACAGCUCUGCGACGGCGCGGCAGUGGUGGCACUUGCUUUUGUCCCUUGGCCACUUCCACUUCGCCACUUUAGUUAGCAGUUUCCCUGUGACAGGAGGGGGUCAGUGAUACCUCUGGGGUGCACCUGCAUCCUCCUGGGAUGGUUUUGCCCACGUGGGAUACCUGCAGCGCAGACGGUUGGGGCAGGGUUAGGGUUUAUGCACAAGGGCCAAGUAAUAACCGAAAAGCCACGCGGGGAGUGACGCUCCUGCCUUCGCCUCCCACUCCUGCGGUGCAAAAAACCCCCACCCAACCCAAAGACGCGCGAUAUUUGCAAAACUCUGCAAACAAACAAAGAAAAGUCAGGGCAGGGAGGACAAAGUUUCCAGCGUAGAUGCGGGUUUCCAGGAGGGCCAAGUCACCACCCGGCCCGGGGCAUGGCUGCUCGGCCCCUUCGCACCCUGCUGCUCGGAGCACUGCUCCCCGUGCCGUCCCGGGCACUCCUGCACACAAAGGAAUCACAAGCACUUGGUGUCUUUCAUCACAUUCCAGAAACUGUACAGUUUUAAAGUAAA
This is a messenger RNA of Phalacrocorax carbo (great cormorant), 3977 nucleotides long. NCBI's taxonomy places the organism in Eukaryota, Metazoa, Chordata, Aves, Suliformes, Phalacrocoracidae. The record is from RefSeq and is a predicted model, not a curated record.